This is a messenger RNA of Anopheles moucheti, 942 nucleotides long. RefSeq names its product clotting factor B-like. Lineage: Eukaryota; Metazoa; Arthropoda; Insecta; Diptera; Culicidae. The transcript is spliced from 3 exons. The record is from RefSeq and is a predicted model, not a curated record. Gene Ontology annotation, biological process: proteolysis. Gene Ontology annotation, molecular function: serine-type endopeptidase activity.
AUGACGUCGAAUGGUCUAAUUGCACGACGACGACUCGUAGUGCAAGUUGGACGACAUCGAAUCAGCUUAGCUAGCAGACGAGUACAAGAACACGAAGCGUUCGAGUUGAUCGUACAUCCGUAGUACAGCGUCAACAGUUUCCACCACGAUAUCGCUCUGAUUAUGCUCGCUACCGAUAUCACCUAUACCGACUACAUCCAACCGAUUUGCUUGUGGAAUCGAGGCGAUGAUCUGCGCUUGAUCGAGGGCUCUUGGGGAACGGUGAUCGGAUUUGGUAUUGAUGAGACUGAUGAUACUUCUGACACACUGCGUGAAGCUACCAUUCCCGUCGUUAGCCAUAUCACCUGCAUCGAAAGCAACCGAGCAACGUUUGCCUAUCAACUAACCUCGAAUAUGUUCUGUGCUGGUAAUCGUGAUGGGAUCAGUGCCUGUAACGGCGACAGCGGAGGAGGUUUAUUCUUCAAGUACAACGAUGUCUGGUUCGUUCGUGGCGUGGUGUCUUUUACGAAGCCUCGUCAAAAUACGCGUUUAUGUGACACGAACGAAUACACCGUGUUCACCGAUGUGGCGAAGUACAUGAGCUGGAUUGAGCAACACGUUCGAGGAAUUGGUGAUCAACCGGAGGUUGUAGAUGAUAAUAAUAAUCGAAAAAUUGGGUUGCUACCGAUGUCCACCUGUGGUCCCAAUCCGUAUGCCAGCUGGGAAGAAUCAUCUAAACCGGUCAUCCUCGGAUAUCCUUGGAUGGGUCUAGUAGAGUGUACUAAAAAAGAAACGUUCGAAAAGGAUAUAUUUUGUCAAGCGGUAUUAAUUAGCGACCUAUCAACCGUACGAUUGGGAGAGUAUGACAUGGACUCGACGAAGGAUUGCGCACAGGUGGAUGGACAAAUGUGCAUUAAGCCUUCGGACAUUCGGUUAGGCAAAAGUGAUUUGAGAAACAGUUGA